AUGGUCUUAGAUGUGACAGGUGCAUCUUGGGAAGAGCUUGUUACAAACCUGUUAUUAAGAGGAAGCGCAUCUAUUGGACCUGAGGCAAUUGAGAGACUUUUUUCUGAUGUAGGAAAUAUCAACAGACAGUCUAUAGCUGAAAUACAGGAUAAUCAGAUUGAAGAAAUGACAAUAAAUCUGUGGAACUUGACAGUUAUGAAGAGUAUAAAUUUCAUGAUAAAUGAAGAGCAGAAGGUUAAAUUACGUCAUAUUGCUUCCAAGUUGGCAUCUAUGUGUGAUAUUUCAGUGGCUUCAGAAGAAACUCUAAGAAGACAGAUUUUUAUGAAUAUUAAAACAGGAAGAGGCUGGAUAGAUAUUGGAAAAGCUGUGCGUUCUGAUGAAUUUUUUGAAGCUGCCAUUGUUGGUCUGGAGCACUUAUAUAUCAGAUUAGUGGAGAGGAGUUACACUGAGGUCCACGUGAUCAUUCAGAAGGUGGCUGUGGAGAAGGACCUCUUCAAAGUCUAUUCUCACCAAGCAGAGUCAGCAGUUGCUCAAGGGAAUUUUCAAAGAGCAUCUACAUGUGUGUUGCGUUGCAAAGAUAUGUUGGAUAGGCUGCCCAAAAUGGCUGGACAUCUUCAGAUUCUCUGCUACAAUUUUGGAGUAGAAAUGUACAAGCAGCAUCAAUUUCAAGAAAGUUCUUUCUGGCUUAGCCAAAGCUUUGAUAUUGGGAAGAUGGAUAGGAAUUGUACCAAACCUGAAAUGAUGGCUAAAAUUCUACGUUUACUAGCUACCACUUACUUGGAAUGGGAUUACAGAGAAUAUUAUGAUAAGGCUCUCAGUGCUAUAAUCCUGGCAAAUAAGGAGCAUUUAAGUACAACUGGGCUUUACUUAAAGUUGAAAAUCCUCUUGAAAGGCGAAACAGCUAAUGAAGAACUCCUUGAAGCUCUCAAGGAAAUACAAUCUUUUGACAUGUCUUUAGACCUCUGUCUGAAUGCUGUUAAACUGCUGAUGGAUCAUGACAGAGACUCUGUUGGGUUUCGUUUCCUGGAGAUUGUCUGUGAACAAUUUAAUUCAUCAGAAAAUUUUGGAAAAGCCCAACUGUUCUACAUCGACAUACUUUUACAAAGGAAGGAAGAACAGCAAGCCAAGGAGAAGAUUGAAGAAAUCAUUAUAGGUCACCAAGCAGGAAAACGACUGACAACAGAAUUAAUAUGCUUCUUACAAGACGUUUUGUGGAAAAAAGCUGCCAGAAGUUUUGAGGUGCAAGAUUAUGAAGAUGCCGUACACUGGUAUAAUUAUUCUCUGAAGAUUUAUGAAUCUGAUAAAACAGAUCUGGACUUGUCCAAACUAUAUAGGAAUGUGGCUUCCUGUUACCUGCAUUUGAAACAACUUGAUAAGGCCAGAGAGGCAGUGACACAAGCUGAACGAGAAGAUCCUGAAAACGUUUUCACUCAACUUUGUGUAUUCAAGAUUGCGAUUUUGGAGGGCGACUCUAACAGAGCUUUCCAGGCAAUCAAUACUUUAGAGACCUUAUUAACAGAAGAAGAAAUACCAGAUAAUGAUAUAUUUGCAAGUAGAGGUUCAUCUACUUCGCUCCUGAGUUUAGCUGCCCAGUUUGCUCUAGAGCAUGAACAACAAAUUGUGGCAGUAAAAACGUUGGAGUAUUUAGCCCAACAUUCAGAAGACCCAGAACAAGUUAUUGCAUCUUUAAAGUGUUUGUUUCGUAUUGCUCUUCCAAAUGUCUCUCAACUGCCAGAAUCUGAAACUAAAAAAAAGGAAAUGGAUAGACUUUUGGCUUGCCUGAAUAGAGCACUCCUGAAACUUACCCAGUAUUUUCAAGAAGGAAUGUCAACUUUGGAUUCAAGAAUUAAUGAAGCUCAUUGGUUUCGAAAAAUAGCUUGGAACUUGGCUGUGCAAUCUGACAAUGACCCAAUGACAAUGAGAGAAUUCUUCAUGCUUUCUUACAAGCUGUCCCUGUUUUGUCCUCCUGAUCAAGUAAUUCUGAUUGCACAGAAAACAUGUUUACUGAUGGCAAUUGUAGUUGAUCUACAGCAAGGAAGAAAAGCUUCAACACCUUUUCAACAGUCCAUGUUUCUGAACCGUGCACUUGAGCUGGUCUGUACAUGCAAAGACAUCUGGAAUCUUCUGAAACAAACAGGAGAUUUCUCAAGUGAUCCAUGUGAGACGUUGCUUCUGCUGUAUGAGUUUGAAGUUAAAGCCAAAAUAAAUGAUCCAUCACUGGACAGCUUCAUGGAAUCAGUGUGGGAGCUGCCUCAUUUAGAAACUAAAACAUUUGAAGUAAUUGCAUCAUUAGCAAUGGAAAAGCCUGCAUACUAUCCUUCCAUUGCAAUCAAGGCCUUGAAAAAGGCUUUAAUACUUCACAAGAGGCAAGAACCAAUUGAUGUUUUGAAAUACAGCACAUGUGUGCACAACUUGAUUAGCCUCUCAAUGCCAGAGAGGCCAUCGAGGGUCGAGCUUUGUCCCCUGGAAGACAUUGGAGGCUAUUUUGAAGAUGCUCUGAGACUUAUGAACCGCACUGAAGGCUACCCGGAAAUGGAGGUUCUCUGGCUGAUGACCAAGUCCUGGAACACCGCGAUAUCCAUGUUUAGCAGGAAGAAGUACGCGAAUUCUGAGAAGUGGUGUAGCCUGGCAAUGCGCUUCGUCUGCCACCUGGGCUCCCUCAAGGAAACCUAUGAAGUUCAGAUGAACAUCCUGAGCAGUGAGCUCACGCAAGCGCUGUCUGAGAAGAGGGACGUGGCUUUUACGGGAGAGUGA
Messenger RNA from Lepus europaeus (European hare), 2754 nucleotides. It is a transcript of the gene TEX11, whose product is annotated as testis expressed 11. Gene Ontology annotation, biological process: male meiosis chromosome segregation; synaptonemal complex assembly; meiotic cell cycle. NCBI's taxonomy places the organism in Eukaryota, Metazoa, Chordata, Mammalia, Lagomorpha, Leporidae. Bases 1 to 2754 code for a protein of 917 amino acids. Gene Ontology annotation, cellular component: central element. The transcript is spliced from 29 exons. The record is from RefSeq and is a predicted model, not a curated record. Gene Ontology annotation, molecular function: protein binding.